AUGGCUUCAUCAUCUGGAACUAAAAAGGUGAAAGGGCCUGAUAAGGUUUAUGUAAGGGACGAGGACUCUGAUGAUGAUCUCAUAGAUUUCUCUUUCCUGGAUUUUGCACCAGAGACCUUUAAACCAACCUCAAACCUGUCUGAUGACCCAUUUCUUAACAUGUUAUGUGAUGAAAAUAUGCUAAGGAGGACUCUUGAUGGAAUGGGAGAUGAUGAUCAGGAAGUUGGUGUUAAGGAUCCAGAACAUGAUCAUAUUGAUGAUCAAAAUGACGGUGAAGUAGGUGUAGAGUACAGGGUUCAUGAUCCAAACAUACAUUGGAAACAAAUGAAGCCGGUAGUGGGAGAGUGUUACGAGUCCCCUGCUCAACUCAGGUUUGCAUUAACUAACUAUGCGGUAGCUAAUGGAUAUCAGUUGUGGUUUAUGAAGAGUGAUAGGCAUAGAGUGAUUGUUAGGUGUGGGAAAAUAUAUAAAAAAGACCCAUGUCCCUUUAGAGUUUAUGCUGCUUGGCAGUAUAACGAACGAACAUUUCAGAUUAAAUCUAUAUGUGACAUACAUCUAUGUGCUAGAAAUUUUAAUUUUGGAACUUUGGUUAGUUGUAACUGGUUGGCCAAACAAUACCUGAAGGAUAUUAUUAUGAAGCCACAGAUGACAUUAACUGAGAUGAAGGAAGAUGUACUUAGGAUGUUUUCAGUAAAUGUAUCCAAGGGGCAAUGUCACAGGGCUAGGACAAAGGCAAGAGAGAUGAUAGAAGGUAAGUUAGAAGAACAUUAUGCAAACUUAUGGGACUACGCUGCAGAAAUCCUCAGGUCUAACCCAGGGAGCACUUGUAAGGUGAGAGUAGAUUCUAAUGCAAGUGGCAUGAACUAUUUCAAAAGGUUUUAUGUGUUCUUAAAGGCUUUUAAGGAUGGUUGGAAUAGGGGUUGCAAACGUGUGAUAGGUUUGGAUGGUUGUUACCUAAAGGGUCAGAUCAAGGGAGAACUUUUGACUGCUAUUGGAAGAGAUGCAGACAAUCAUGUAUAUCCAAUAGCAUGGGCAGUGAUCGAUGUAGAGAAAAAAGAUCAUUGGACUUGGUUUAUUGAGCUGUUAGUUGCUGAUCUUGACCUUGACUAUGGUAGGGGUCUUGUGGUUAUUUCCGAUCAGCACAAGGGUCUACUACAAGCUGUUACAAAACUACUUCCAUAUGUUGAACAUAGACAAUGUGCCAGGAACAUCUAUGCAAACUUCAGGAAGAAAUACACUAGGUUAGAGCUCAAGAACCUGUUUUGGGAAGCUGCCAACAGUACUGUGGCAUUUUUCUCUCAUGGAUAUGCUUGUGAGGCUAUAGAGAAUGGCAUAUCAGAGUGUUUUAACUCGAUGAUCAUUCACAUGAGAAAAAAACCAAUUCUAACAAUGCUUGAAGAAAUCAGGAUUUAUUUGAUGAAUAGAUUUUAUCAUCAAGCUGCUACAGUUUCUCAAUGGAAAGGUGAUUAUGGCCCAAACACCUUAGAAAAGAUUAAGGAGUUUGGAAAGCAUAUGAGGUUCUGGAUAGUAAUACCAAGUGGAGGGGCAUUAUUUGAGACAAGGCAUGGAUAUUCAGCUUACAAGGUGGAUUUAGAUGCUCAUUCUUGUUCAUGCAGAUUAUGGGAGAUAUCAGGGUUACCAUGUGUUCAUGCUCAAGCUGCAAUCAAUUUCACACAUAGAGAUCCAACUGAUUUUAUUUCCUUUUGGUUCCAUAAGGACAAGUUCAUAGAGACAUACAGGGACAACAUCUUACCUGUUAAUGGAAGUAAUAUGUAG
Molecule: messenger RNA, 1776 nt
Organism: Lactuca sativa (garden lettuce)
Lineage: Eukaryota; Viridiplantae; Streptophyta; Magnoliopsida; Asterales; Asteraceae
Molecular function (GO): zinc ion binding
Source: RefSeq, a predicted model, not a curated record